UCACGCCAUUACGUAGUGCGUUUUUGACGCCACCCAUACGAACCUGAGGGAUUCGGCUUCAUGGGAUCUUUACACUCUGCGGCUAAUAAGGGAUAAUAAUUUGUCCUUGAUGACUGUGAAAGCGGCGUUCACACUUAGAAUGUAGACGAAAUGUGAUAGGCAUUAUAGUGUUGGGAUUGGAUGAUUUAGCAAUGCUAUCCCAGACAUUUCUGCAACAAUGGUCGCCAGGUGAAUUGUCCGUAUGAUAUUUCGACGAUGGCGACACCUGCAGAGCACGACCUUGCAUUAGCUGAAACAGAGAGCAACAAAGAGAAGUCUCAAGUAUUCGGAAUCCUUAGGUUUCAGGAAGAAAAAUCGGCCGGUGAAAAAGCUAGCACCACCACGUCCACGACCAUGAGAGCCGGGGACGGGAGAUGGCAGGCACCCAUAUUUGCACUAGCCAGGAAAGCAUCAGAGACCUUUUCAGGAAGCAGCAGUCAUGUUUUGGCGAAGGUAGCGGAACCCACGUCUUUUGUAAACGAAUGGAGUGCCCAAGCUCUGCGGAACCCUAUGGCGAUGGAGAGAGCCAACCUGCUGAAUAUGGCCAAGCUCAGCAUCAAAGGCCUGAUCGAGUCGGCCCUCAGUUUUGGACGCACCCUGGACUCCGACUACCCCCCACUCCAGCAGUUCUUUGUUGUCAUGGAGCACUGCCUCAAACAUGGUCUCAGAGUGAAGAAGUCAUUUCUUGGAUACAACAAGUCUCUGUGGGGUCCUCUGGAGAUGGUGGAGAAGUUGUGUCCCGAGGCAGGAGAGAUUGCAGCCAGCGUCAGGGACCUACCAGGACUAAAGACUCCGCUGGGCAGAGCUCGGGCCUGGCUGCGUCUAGCCCUGAUGCAGAAGAGGCUGGCUGAUUACCUCCGCCUUCUGAUCACCAGAAAGGACCUGCUAAGUGAUUUCUAUGAGAAUUCGGCUGUGAUGGUAGAAGAGGAGGGUGCUGUCAUCGUUGGCCUGCUGGUGGGACUCAAUGUGAUCGAUGCCAACCUUUGUGUCAAGGGAGAAGACUUGGAUACACAGGUUGGGGUCAUUGACUUCUCCAUGUACUUGAAAAAUGACAUUGAUGACUACAGAAGUGAAGAAAGAAAUGGUCAAAUAGCAGCCAUCCUGGACCAGAAGAACUACGUUGAAGAAUUAAACAGGCAGCUUAAUUCUUCAGUACAUGGCUUACAAGGGAGGGUCGAUAACUUGGAGAAAUCAAACUCUAAACUCAUUGAGGAGCUGGCGAUUGCAAAAAACAACAUAAUCAAACUACAAGAGGAGAAUCAUCAGCUUAGAAAUGAGAACACUAUUAUUCUCAUGAAAGCUCAGCAGCAACUUGAGGUGACCCAGGUGGACGUGGACGUGGAGCUGAACACCUACAAGAAGUCGAGGCAGGGCCUGGACGAGAUGUACAACGAGGCCAGGAGGCAGCUCAGGGAGGAGUGUCAACUACGCCAGGAUGUGGAGAAUGAGUUGGUGGUGCAGGUGAGCAUGAAGCAGGAGAUGGAUCUGGCCAUGAAACUGUUGGAGAAGGACAUCCACGAAAAGCAGGACACACUGAUCGGCCUCCGCCACCAGCUGGACGAAGUCAAGGCCAUCAACGUGGAAAUGUACUCAAAAAUGCAGACUUCCGAUGACGGCACGAAACAGAAGAACGACAUGAUCACUCGUUUGGAGGAGAAGACCAAUCAAAUCACAGCAACCAUGAAACAGCUGGAACAAAGAUUACAGGAGGUUGAUCGGGACCGCUGGGUCGCAGAAGAUGGAGCGCACAAAUUCAAGCAGGACUUUAUCAACAAAGCCGACAGCCUCCAAAAGCAGAUAGCCCAGAGAGAGAAGCAGAGGUUGCAGCUGGAGACAGACCUAAAGAUUGAGAAGGAGUGGCAGCAGACCUUACAAAACAACCUGGAGAGGGAACGAGACAUCGUCGCCCAGCUCAGUGCUGAAGCCCAGCAAAUAAAUGGACUUAAAAAGGAGUUCCACAGGCUGCAGGAUGAGAACAGCCAGCUGACUGGAAUAUGUGACGAACAGGAACAGGCCCUGGAGGAGCUGGGAUGCAAACUUAGCGAAUCAAAACUUAAAAUCGAGGACAUAAAAGAGGCAAAUGAAGCUCUUCAGGGGGGCCAGAUCUGGCUGAAGGACAAAGACGCCAACAUCUGUAAACUGUGUGAGAAGGAGUUCUCCAUCUCUCGGAGAAAGCACCACUGUAGAAACUGUGGGGAGAUCUUCUGCAAUGCCUGCUCUGACAACGAGCUGCCCCUCCCUGCUUCGCCAAAACCAGUGAGGGUCUGUGAUACGUGCCACGCCCUUCUUCUCCAACGCUGUUCCUCAAAUGCCACAUGAGAUGCCUCCUUUCAGCCCCAUCCACAGCUUUAACUCAGCGGUUCAGACUACCAGGAAACCGCCAAGUUUGUGACUGUUAUCAGGUAUCAAGCAUUUAUGUUCUCCUAGGUGUUGUCCUCUGUGUAACAUAAGAUUUUAGAUGUUAUAUCUGUGACACUUAUGACACUAAGGCUGCGUUUAGAUAGGCAGCCCAAUUCUGAUGAUUUUUUUUCACUUUUGACCAAUCAUAUCAGAUAUUUUGCCAGUAUUUGGGCAGAAGAUCAGAAUUGGGCUGCCUGUCUCCACAAUAGACUAAAACCAUGUGGGAAGCUGAGCAUGUCAUUCCAAAUCUGCAGUAAGAAUAUCAAGAGACGAUGCAAAGUAUGUUUCUCUACGGACGGAGGAAUACAGUGGUUGAGCCUGUUGUGAUAAGCCGUGGAGUCAUUGGACAUAAUCAUAUUUUGGUUUUGUUGUGUUAUUUCACUUGAAUGUGGAUGGUGUUACCUGUUGUAAUUCACACGUGCCUCUAAUAAGCCAAAAUACUGAAUGAGUACCUUUCACAGAUUUGUUUCUGUAUGAUAGAAUGCAGGCACAUUUCAGAAGUAUGUUUACCAAAAGCACUAAUGUUCCCAAUGCUGCCUUGGUUAUGAAGAAGAAGAAACUACAUGAAACAGCACAGCAAAUGUAUAUGUUGUACUUUUGAUUACUGACUGAAAAACACAAUAUUAACUUAAGUAGGUCUAAUUCAAUAUUAACUUAACAAUAACUAUUAUUAUCAUUAAAAUAUACCGUAGCUACCUGACGUAGCAAAUGCUUACGCUUGGAAACAUACCCAUCUUGUAUUUAUUUUUAUAAAGUGGAAAAAAUAUUUCAUUUCAGAGUAUUUGUUAUUUUUCUGCACAUUGUAUUUGAAUAUUUGUCAUACAAGUUUAAAAUCUUGUAUCACAAAGUGACAAAUAAUUUAAGAUGUACUGUACAUUAAUUUGUGUUUACCAAAUUAUACACUUGCUGUAUAUUUUGUUUUGUAUUCAAUCAGCAAAACAGUGUGUUUCAAUGUAUAAUUUUACAAAACUGGAAUGAAUACUUUUCAUUAAAAAUAAAUGGAUAUGGUACAUCUCACAUAAUCAAAAUAUGCUGUGUGCCGUAUCAGUUUUCAAUAUAUUCUCUUGUUCACUGGAUGCCAGUUACUUUGCAGUGCAUCAAAGUUGUCCAGGUCCUGAGGCAGCAAACCAUCCCACUACCACCACCAUGCUUGACCGUUGGUAUGAGGUUUUUACUGUGUUUGUUUUUGGCCAGACAUAAUGGGACCCAUUUCAUCCAAAAGGUUGACUUAAGUUUGCCAAGAAGCACCUGGAUGAUCAUCAAGACUCUUGGAAGAAUGUUCUAUGGACAGAUGAUUCAGAAGUUUAACUUUUUGGAUGACAUGUGGUCCCAUUAUGCAAGCAGGGUGGUGGUAGUGUGAUGGUUUGGGGAUGCUUUGCUGCCUCAGGGCCUGAAUGACUUGCCUUAAUAGAAGGAACCAUGAAUUCUGCUCCGUAUCAGAAAAUUCUACAGGAGAAUGUCAGGCCAUCCGUCUGUGAGCAAAAGCGCAGUUGGGUCAUGCAGCAAGACAAUGAUCCAAAACACAAGCAAGUUUACAUGAAAAUGGCUAAAAAGAAACACAUGUGAAGUUUUGGAAUUGCCUAGUCAAAGUCCAGACCUAAUCAAUUGAGAUAUGGCAGGACUUGAAACGAGCAGUUAAUGCUUGAAAACCCACAAAUGUUGCUGAGUUAAAGCAGUUCAAAUCAAAUUUGACUUGUCACGUGCCAAAUACAACCUUACAGUAAAGUGCUUACAAGCACUUAACCAACAAUGCAGUUUUAAGAAAAAUAAGUGUUAAGAAAGUAUUUACUAAAAUACACUUUUUUUUUUUAAUAAAUAAGAAAAAUGCAUGCAAGUGGGACAAAAUUCCUCCACAGCGAUGUGAAAGACUGAUCAACAAUUGCAGGAAGCAUUUGGUUGCUGUCAUUGCAGUUAAAGGUGACACAACCAGUUAUUGAGUGUAAGGGUUCAAUUUCUUUUUCACACUGGGGAAUUGGGUGAUGCAUAACUUUGUUAAUUACAUUUUUUUUUUAAUGUUUGUAAAUUCAGGUUCCCUUUAUCUAAUAUUAGGUUUUGGUUGAAGAUCUGAUAACAUUCAAUAUAAAAAAUAUGCAAAAAUAGAGAAUCUGAAAGGGGGCAAAUACUUUUUCACGGCACUGUAUGAUAUGGUCAUUAGAGUGGACUUUCAAUGGAUUUUCAAUGAAAAUAUUACACAAUACACACUGCACCAUUCUACGACAUCAAUCACCUGAAUAGGGCCUGCCACACACAUCUUGUCUGAUUUGCUCUUGCAAAUGUAUGGGGAAAAUACUUUAGGGCAGGGAGAGGUGGGGAGGGCUCCAGACUUCAGGGAAGGGAGAGGUAGGGAGGGCUCCAGACUUCAGGGAAGGGAGAGGUGGGGAGGGCUCCAGACUUCAGGGAAGGGAGAGGUGGGGAGGGCUCCAGACUUCAGGGAAGGGAGAGGUGGGGAGGGCUCCAGACUUCAGGGAAGGGAGAGGUAGGGAGGGCUCCAGACUUCAGGGAAGGGAGAGGUAGGGAGGGCUCCAGACUUCAGGGAAGGGAGAGGUAGGGAGGGCUCCAGACUUCAGGGAAGGGAGAGGUGGGGAGGGCUCCAGACUUCAGGGAAGGGAGAGGUAGGGAGGGCUCCAGACUUCAGGGAAGGGAGAGGUAGGGAGGGCUCCAGACUUCAGGGAAGGGAGAGGUAGGGAGGGCUCCAGACUUCAGGGAAGGGAGAGGUAGGGAGGGCUCCAGACUUCAGGGAAGGGAGAGGUAGGGAGGGCUCCAGACUUCAGGGAAGGGAGAGGUGGGGAGGGCUAUGUGAUCUCUAAUCAUGUACAGUUUUACACUUUGGACUCUUCUCUGACAACCCCCGUCCCCCCCGCAUUCGAACAUUGACCCCAUGUGCAAGCAAUGACUCAAGUAUUUUCUUUAAGCUUAAUGUUUUCAUUAAGCCCCACUUUAAGCUGUUUACCACAGUUGUGAAUUCUGUGAAUGUAUUGUAAUGUUUUUAAAAUUGCAUAACUGCCUUAAUUUUGCCGGACCCCAGGAAGAGUAGCUGCUGCCAAGGUGAUCCAUAAUAAAUACAAAUACAAAAGACCAGCAACACUUCCUUUGACCUAGCUUUUUGUUCAAACUUCUCUGUUUUGUAUUCUAGGGACUCUAGUGAGUAGACUGGACCCUGGUUUUACAGACACAAUUUAUAGUUUUUUCUGUAAAGUGCUAUACUUGUAUGUGAUGUAUACAGUAGGCUACUUAAGUAUCAAAAGUAAAUGUAAUUGCUAAAAUAUACUUAAGUAUUUAAAAGUAAAAGUAUACAUUUCAAAUGCCUUAUAUAAAGCAAAGCAGACGGCACCAUUUUCUUGUUUUUUUAUUUAUUUACAGAGAGCCAGGGACAGACUCCAACACUCAGGCGUCCUUUACAAAUGAAGCAUGUGUGUUUAGUGAGUCUGCCAGAUCAGUGACAGUAGUGAUGACCAGGGAUGUUAUCUUAAUAAGUGUGUGAAUUGGACAAUUUUCCUGUCCUCCUAAGCAUUCAAAAUGUAAGGAGUAAUUUUGGAUGUCAGGGAAAAUGUAUGGAGUAAAAAGUACAUUAUUUUUAAAUUUUUUAAAUAUGAAGUAAAAGUUGUCCAAAAUAUACAUAGUAAAGUACAGAUCCCCCCCCCCCCAAAAAAAAGUAGUACUUUAAAGUAUUUUUACUUAAGUACUUUACACUACUGGAAAUAUGCCUACCCUGAAAAUGUAAAUAUUUCCUCAAUUUGGUACUUGAAAAGUCCUUGUAAUUAUUGUAGCCAAUUUACAAGUUAUCCUGCUGCCUUAUAAUGAUGCAUGAUUUAAUUUUUGAUCUGUUCUUGUGCGAGAUGUGGCCACUUUCCUUUGUUUCCUGCCGCUUCAAUUGGAGGGUGUUGUGCUACUCUGUUGCGGUAAAACCACGUGCGGUUAUUAUGAGAACAACAACAUGUUGGCUUCAACUUAGCUUUCCAUACAAAUCCUUCCAUUACAAAAGGAACCCAUUUUUGUUCGCUUUCUCAUUAUAAAAACAGCAAUGGUGAGAUUAAUGCUACGGCUAUUCAUGGAUGUAUUAUCUGUGCCUGCUUCGGCCACAAUAGGCUUCAGAAAAUCGACAUGCAUGCAUCCAAUUUAUUUAGUCAGGCACGUCCACAUUAUUCUAUGUUAGGCCCUAUUUCUACAAAUAUCCCUAGUGAAUUGAUGUUGAUCAUCUGUUGUCUGCUUGAUUGACAUUGAUAUUAUUAUUUGACCCUGCUGGUCAUCUAUGAACAUUUGAACAUCUUGGCCGUGUUCUGUUAUAAUCUCCACCCGGCACAGCCAGAAGACGACUGGCCACCCCUCAUAGCCUGGUUCCUCUUUAGGUUUCUUCCUAGGUUCUGGCCUUUCUAGGGGGAAUUCCUAGCCACUGUGCUUCUACACCUGCAUUGCUUGCUGUUUGGGGUUUUAGGCUGGGUUUCUGUACAGCACAUUGUGACAUCAGCUGAUGUACGAAGGGCUUUAUAAAUACAUUUGAUUGAUUAAUUGAUUGACAGCAAGGCCUCCUUAGAUUUAAGAGAGAAAGCAUCAAGGUAAUGAGUUCAUGUUUUCUAUUUAUUUAGUCCGGUAUGUCCACAUUAUUCUAUAAAUGCUACAAUUGUAUAUCAUUGAGUUUCUUGAAAAUUUUAAUUUUAAAUGCUUAAAGGAUGUAUAAUCCUAGGCCUAUUUUGUUGUAUAGGUAGAGUUAUGGGCCAAUUUGCAUAUAUUCCUCUAAGUACAUGUGGAACUACAUAAAAAUACUUUUUAUUUUGGUUUCAAACCAUUUUGAAAUGUUGAUCCCGAUGUCACACAUUGGCCCCAUUGUUUAUAGAAAGACCCAUACAUUGCACUGUACACAAUUAUCUGUACAAAACAUGAGUUUGAACAAAAAGCUAGGUCAUAUGAAGUGCUGCUGGACUUCUACGGUGGUCAAACAGUUUAAUGUGGGGUGCUUGGACACUGUACAGUCAAAACAAUCGAUUGUGUGUCCAUAAAACCAGGGUCCAGUCUACUCACUAGAAUCCCUAGACUACAAAACAGAUGAGUUUGAACAAAAAGCUAGGUCAUAGGAAUUGUUGCUAGACUUUUACUGUGGUCAAAUAGGUUUGUGUGGGGUACUUGGACACUGUACAGGCAAAACAAUCGAUUGUGUGUCCAUAAAACCAGGGUCCAGUCUACUCACUAGAAUCCCUAGACUACAAAACAGAUGAGUUUGAACAAAAAGCUAGGUCAUAGGAAGUGUUGCUAGACUUUUACUGUGGUCAAAUAGGUUUGUGUGGGGCCCCUGGACAUAUAGCGCUGUACAGGAAAAACUAUUGAUUGUUUGUGUCCAUAAAACAUGGGUCCAGUCUGCACUUUUGUGCUGUCGCUUUAACUAUUUUAGCUUGCUCUUUGUUUGCUUCCAGUGUGAAAUAAAAUGCCAUUCUAUGCCAGACUUGCACUGUUGGCUUUGCCCUAUAACUGAGGUGACAAAAUCUGACUAUUAGCUUCUCACCUAAUCCCAUGCUAACUGCUUCAGCAAAAACAAUUGAAACAAUGUGAUCAGUAAAUGGAGUGUUAACUGUCUGGCAUACCUGGAAAUGACCUACAUUAUCCUAAUGAUGAGAAGGCUGCAGACUUCACACAUUUAAAUCAGCCAGCCUUACGUGCCAAAAAAUGCACCAGGUCAAGUGUUUGGUGAGACAAAUCAAAUAUAUAUUUUAGAGGCAGUAUCCUAGUGAGAUCAUGUUGCUACAGGUUAAUAUCCCUCCAAUUAUCACAUGUAUAUUUUUCUUAAAAUGACAUGGAAACAAUGUUGAUUCAACCAGUUUGUGCCCAGUGGGAUGACUGUAUGAAGAGGAUCUUGCAUAGAAUUAGAAAAUUCUGUUUUACUGAUGAUACAUUUCAUGAAAAGUAUUUGAUUAAUUAACUUGAUUGUGAUAUUUGUUAUGAAUAAAGUAUGCUUUUUAACCAAA
Messenger RNA from Salvelinus fontinalis (brook trout), 8393 nucleotides. Its product is annotated as RUN and FYVE domain-containing protein 2-like. The record is from RefSeq and is a predicted model, not a curated record. Gene Ontology annotation, cellular component: cytoplasm. NCBI's taxonomy places the organism in Eukaryota, Metazoa, Chordata, Actinopteri, Salmoniformes, Salmonidae. Bases 256 to 2358 code for a protein of 700 amino acids. The transcript has 18 exons. Gene Ontology annotation, molecular function: metal ion binding.